AUGGAUGGGCCAGAAUCAGACGCCGAUAGUUGGCGUGAACAUUAUUUAGACCUCUUUGCUGAUGGAGAAACACGAGGUGAAAGGGGAAAACAGAGUUGUUUUGUGACCCGUGUGGAGAUGUUUGAGAGACUGCAAGAUGAUCCAUCACUAAAUGAAAUUAUUAAUGAAAUACAUAUUUACACUGAGCCACUGGCUUCAUGGGGACCCCUUACAUUUCUGGCAGGUGAUCACUACUUUGCUGUUAUUGAGACACAAAACUGGUGGUGGUCUAUUGAAUUGCGAGAUGAUAUGAUUGUCAUUCAACGUGGGAAAGACUUUACAAAUGUACAAAGUAGAUGUCAAGGGCGGUAUCGUCGCUAUCGGUUACUUCAUAAUGGACCUUCUCUUGUUUGUAAUUCUUCGUGUGGUCAACGAUAUGUUCGAGAUCUUGUUUUAGCAAUAUACAAUAAGGGAUAUUUUUCUGGUGAUCUUAUUUCCCCUAGUUCACAUUCACACGCUCUUGUUAAUUUCAUUUGGCUUUUUUGUCGCUCUCAUUAG
Messenger RNA from Trypanosoma theileri, 537 nucleotides. RefSeq lists its product as uncharacterized. Lineage: Eukaryota; Euglenozoa; Kinetoplastea; Trypanosomatida; Trypanosomatidae. The transcript has a single exon. The record is from RefSeq and is a predicted model, not a curated record. The coding region runs from base 1 to 537 and encodes 178 amino acids.